Phodopus roborovskii (desert hamster) is the source of this 2403-nucleotide messenger RNA. RefSeq names its product RAN binding protein 3 like (gene Ranbp3l). Bases 277 to 2403 code for a protein of 708 amino acids. Lineage: Eukaryota; Metazoa; Chordata; Mammalia; Rodentia; Cricetidae. The transcript is spliced from 16 exons. Gene Ontology annotation, cellular component: cytoplasm; nuclear pore. The record is from RefSeq and is a predicted model, not a curated record. Gene Ontology annotation, molecular function: GTPase activator activity. Gene Ontology annotation, biological process: protein export from nucleus.
GUUUCUUUGUAGGAUUUUACAUUAUAAAAGGAGAGUUUCUCAUAUGCUUUGAAACAAAGUAAGAACGAAGUCUUGUUUCUAGCCAAGUAAGUUGGCAUCUUUGUAGGCAGGAGACAUAACACUGGUAAAUAUUUACUGCAGGAUUCUUAACCAGGGAAAACUCUGGCAUGUUCUUAGAGGAGUAAAUGUUUUACAUGUGAGGCGAGAUCUUCGUGGGCCUCUGUGUUCUUUCCAAGUGACUUCUGGAGACAGUUUUAGACAACUGGCUAAGACAAAAUGCCCUGUGAUCCCCUGAGCUGCAGCCAAAUUGUUGGUACCAUGUCUAGCGCACAAAGGAAAGACGACAGCCACCUGUUCACCAGUUUGGGCGCAUGUCAGCUGAAUAUGCAGAAGGACCAGCAACAGCAAGAAAAAUAUGUCAUUGCUCAACCAAUAUUUGUUUUUGAGAAAGGAAAACACACUUUCAAGAGACCUGCAGAAGACAGCCUGGACGAGACAGCAGAACGUGAACUCGGAGGUUUCUCAAGAAAGCGUGUAAGGUCUUCAUCUGUCACACUCCAUACUACAGAUUCUCACUCUCCAGGAGUGACAGCUUUGUCUCAGAUGCGCCUGAGGUCUUCAUCAUUCACUGAUGUCCCAGCCUUCCCCCCCUCUGGCCCAGUGAGGAAAAACAAUGUUUUUAUGACAUCAAGUCUGGUGCAAAGGAAUAUUGACAUAAACAGUGUAGAGCAAGGUCCUGUGAGACCUUCCGAGCACGUUCUAAGGCCUGCUAUUCUGCAGCUCCCUCAAGCUCAAAGCUGCGAAAACAUAAGCAAAACAUCUGGGCAUGGUGCAUCAAAAUCCUACAAAAUUAAGGGAAAUACUAAACACAAGAUAUCUGAGUUGAACUCUAGUUUGAGAAGUGAAAAUUUACCACGUGCCAGAUGUUCAGUCCAGCUGUCUGCUGACACCUCAGAGGCAACAUCAGGAUGCCAACCAAAGGAAGAUAAGUGUUCUUUUAAAAGCUGCAGUUCUGACUUCGUUUUUGGAGAAAACAUGGUAGAAAGAGUUUUGGGCACUCAAAAGCUCACCCAGCCUCCUCUUCAAAACCAUUCAUAUGCCAAGGAAAAAACAUUCAGAUCUGUUCUGAAAUUCCCUGACACUGCUUCAGAACCAAGCUCUAUUAAAAACAUAUCCCUAAUUGAAUCAGCUGCUGCUUUUUCUUCCAAACCAUCACAAAAAUGCUUGCUUGAGAAAAUUGAUGUUGUAACAGGAGAAGAAAUGGAACAUAAUGUGUUAAAGAUCAACUGCAAGAUCUUUGUGUUCACCAAAAUAACCCAAUCCUGGACUGAAAGAGGCAGAGGACUUUUGAGACUGAAUGACAUAGCAAGCAGUGACUGUGGAUCACUACAGUCAAGACUAAUCAUGCGUAACCAAGGUAGUCUGAGGCUGAUCCUCAACAGCAGGCUCUGGACUCAGAUGAAGAUUCAGAGAGCAAAUCACAAAAAUCUGAGGAUAACUGCAACUGAUUUAGAAGAUGAUGGUAUAAAAGUGUUUUUAAUUCAGGCUAGUGCCAAAGACAUAGGCUAUCUGUAUGCAGCAAUACAUCACCGUCUUGUUGCCCUUCGAAGCCUCAGGAAGCAGGCUGAUGGCGAUUCAGCAGAAAGCCAGUCAGACACAGUCCUCCAGCAGCUCAGCUCUGAUGAGGAUGAGGAUGACUUCAUACAAAUCUCUAAAAACGGAUCAGCUCUACAAGGCAGCUACUGUUUUAUAGAUGAAGAAAUAGACUCAGAAAGGUUAAGCAACCAGUCCAAAGGUUCACACAGCAAAAUACACAUUAAAGCUGGGACUUGUACGGCCCAAACUCUUCAUUACACAACAGCAGAUGAAUUCACCAAGGGGAAUGAAGUGGGGGCAGCAAGUGAGAGGAAGAAUGCUAGAAGAGGCAAUGUUGGGAGCUACAUCGCAGAGAUGGGUCUAGGAAGAACCCAAGAUGGCAAACUGAGCGGAGGAAGAAACGCCAUUAGGGGUUGGUGUGCUGACAAACAACAGCCAAAUUCUUCAACGAAUCGAGCCCAGUCAGUGCUUCCAAUAACCAAGCCAUUUAAGGACUGCAUGGUAUCUUCUGAGUUUCAAUCUGGUCAUUUGGGCUCUACAUCUUCACUUGGCAUUAAGCCCCGAAAACUACACCUCCUGGUGCAAGGUCGGUGUCCCCACCUCUUACCGCAGCUAGCCUGCAGACACUGGAUAAAAUUCACCCAAGACAAGCCCAGGACCAGAAAGCCAGGCAAUAAUGAAGGCUCCGAGGUGAAGAUGCUCAGGGACCUAGCUUUCCCGCCAGAAGCUCAAAACUCCACCCGCACCCCCAAGCCGCUUCAGACCGGUUCCAGCUGGAUUUCUUCGGGCAGCUCAAACGCCGAAUAG